AGAAAAACUUCGUAAUACAAUCAUAUUCAGAUUUUGACAGAGGAAAAUGGAGGAAAGUAGCUCCGACAACGAUUUGCUGAGGAUCUUAGGAGCCAUUAGAUCCUCUGAGAUCGUUGAGAAUCGAGUUCAGCUGUUUACCGAGCUUGGAAAUUUAGAUUUCAAGGAUAUAUCCAACUUUACUUCACUUGUGGACUGCCUCAUAGCAUUUUGGGAAGAUUUUACUUGUUUGGAUGUCACACAGUGCAUGCUAAACAGAAGUAUUAUUCAAUUGGCGUUGAAGUAUGUUGAGUUUGACCUUCAUAGCAGCAGCAUAUUGAAGAUUCUCAACCUUGGAAUUAAGGCAAACGCUUGGUGCAGUAAGCAUCUAAAAAUGACUCUUUUGUCAAACCAAGAAUCUCAGGAAGAGGAACAUGUCUCUGUAUUUUAUCAGCUGCUUCUGGAGGCUAUGAGGUUUUCUGCAUCAACUUUCUUGGCCUUGAUGAAAUUUCCAGUAUUUGAUGACAGGGUAUUGAUGGAUGCUGUUGCCAACUUCGUUUUGGAAGCUUUAAGUUUAGCAAAAGCUUCCAUAUCAGAUGUUAAGAAACUUCAAUCGUUUGGAUCAGAAAUAUUGAAGGUUGCACACAUGAUGAUUGAUGCUGUCAUAAAACUAUGCAAGGCACUUUCUGAAUCAGUAAACUCGGAUACCUAUGAUGUAAAGCUAUUGAACCUUGACAAGGAUAAUAACAAAAUGGUCCAUGUUAUCAACAUAACAAGAUGUGCAAUAGAAAAGUUAUCUCAGAUUGGUGUCCUUGCUGCUAAUGAUGGGGGCAAUUCAGUUAACAUUCUUAAUGUGACAUGGAAAGGUGUAGUCUCUUUGCUUCAAAUUGGUCAUAAAUAUUUAGCAGAAAUAGUAAGCAUAGCAAAUGUACUGGUAGGUUUAAUUGCGUUGGUAACUGAGCCUCUGAAAUGCGCGGCUGUGGCUUGGUCUUCACCCAAGGAUACUGUUUCUAAAACUGAAGCUAAAAGGAUUCUGGUGCCAGUGAAAUUUUAUCUAAUUAACGCAGUAAAAAUCGCCUCACUGUAUCCUCAUCAAGCCUAUGCAGUAUACAGAGACAUUAUGCUCUGCGUCAUCAAGAUCACAACUUUAAAGAUUGCAACGAGCAAUGAAAUCUUUCUGGAAAGUGUAUGUACAGUGACUACUGAACUUUUGGAGCAAACAAGCAUGGAUCUGGCAAUGUCUUUGCUAAAUUCUGAUGAACUGAAAUUUGAACAGAAGUCUGAAGUACUGGAGUGGUUGUUCACUAAUGAAGGGGAUUCUUAUUCUACUGUUGAUGCUCCGACCUUAGCUAAUUGUAGCUUAACAUCUACGAAUGAGAUCUUUGACCUUAGAUGUGAAGAUAUGAACAGAGAAAGAAUACUAAUGACAGCUCGAGUUGCUUUGUUUAUUAAUUUCCUGAGAUGUUCUCUAGAAUUUGAUGAAGGCCUAAAAUUAGGACUUGCACGCAAACUUCAACGGUUUCUUGAUAUUUUAGUUGAAGAAGAUGUAUAUUCUAACGUACUGUUUUUAAAACUCCCUUUAUUGCGUGGGUCUGGGAAUACAAUCCAGCUGGUUUGGCAACCGCUGUUUACUUCUCUCUUGCAUGCAGUCAAAACCUUCAUGAUUGUGGUAUCUUCAACCGCUGCUUGGGGGGACAUGGAGUCAUUUUUACUUGAGAAUUUCUUUCAUCCUCACUCUCUUUGCUGGGAGAUAGUGAUGGAAUGCUGGUGCUUUAUGCUGCGACAUGCAGAAACAGACUUGGCAUAUAGCAUGAUUAGCAAACUGUGUUCGUUACUUAAGCUUCUGGCAUCCUCAGAAUCUGUUGCCCUUCCUAAUUCUUCAUUCCGAAUAUUGGCAAGAUCAAUAUGCUUUUUGCUAACGUAUGGUGCAAAACCAAUGGUUAAUCAGGUCUAUAUGUCACUUGUUGAAGAUGCCACAACUCAUUUGUCGUCAAUUUUAUGUUUGGCCCUGUUCAUUGAAGGUUUUCCAUUGGAUUCAUUAUCAGAUAAGUUGAGAAAUACUGCCAUUCAAAGAGUCAUAUCAGACUAUUUCGAGUUCAUAGACAGCUUUGAUGAAGCAUCAUUGAAGACAAGCAUUUCUGGUCGAUGUGGCAUUCCAGUCUCUAUUCUAUCUGCUUCUUUGCAAUCAUUCCAGACCUCUAUACCUUAUAUUGAUCCAAGGACCUUGAAGCUUUUGGUGUCAGUUACUCGUAAUUUUAAAGGUUCUGAGGACAAAGUAAUUAAGGACCAUUGUCUUGCCCUUUUGGGUGAACUCCUGCAGAUGAUCUCAAAUUUGGGACAUCUGUACUCAUCAAAUGGUAUUGAAGAAGCCAUCUUGGAGAUUGAAAAUACCUUUGUCUCCGGGCCAACAGCAUCUGAUGGCUGCUUGCACAAAUGCAAACCACAUUUGGCUCAAUUCAUGGCAGGACUAAUACACACAGAAUUAUCAGAGAUUGAUGAUGAUGAUUCAAAGAACUGUGCUGUUCUGAACCUGUUUCACAUGCUUUUGAAAGAGAAGCACUGGGCCUUCAUUCAUUUGGCAUUAACAGCAUUCGGAUAUUUCGCCAUGCAUACCAAGUACAACAAGCUAUGGAGAUUCGUUCCACCCGAUGCAGCCCUUUCAUAUGAUCUAGUUUCAGGAGCAGAAUCAGACCAAGAUAGAUUUACCGAGGAGAUCAAGGCAUUUCUUAACAAGGAAAUGGCUCUUCUCUCAACUGCACCAAACACUGAACAACUUGAGCUGCUUGCAAGAGAUGGCCGGGUUCUGAAGCAAAUGGUCCAUAAAAUACCCAACAUAGCUGAAGCAGAAGUAAAAUGUGUGAGCAUGGAAGUUGAUGAUGAUCAUAAUAACUGUUCCAAUAAGAAAAGGAAACUUCGUGAUGGGAUUAUCAAAGGUGUGGAAUUGCUUAAGAGUGGUUUGAAGAUUAUUGGGGAUGGUCUUUCCCAGUGGGAUCAGAAUCAGUUUGGGAACAAUGAACUUCAUGUCAAGUUCUUGACUCAGUUUUCUCAACUGGAGAAUGUAGUUACUCACUUUGGGGAAUUGGCUGGCAACAGAGAGUUAUGUUCAUCCCUUGGUUCAGAGCACUUCUCCUAAAGCUGAUUAGCCAAUGUUUCAGUUGUAUAAAAAUCUCAAUAGGCAUCCUUACCAGUAAAAUUCCGUCUCCUUUUUACUUUUACCCUUACAUAUUUUAUCUUCAUUUUUCAAAAUCUUCUGUGUUUGUGUGUGUGUUUUCAAAUGUGAACGUAAAUACAAGAUCUGGUCGUUGGCAAUGUUUUUGGACAGUACUCCUGCUUAGUGUGAACUGUGAAGACCCGUGCCAGUACUCCUGCCUACUGUGAACUGUGAAGACCCCUGAGAUCCGCGCACACAUUUUUCAAAA
This is a messenger RNA of Neltuma alba, 3395 nucleotides long. RefSeq lists its product as uncharacterized. The transcript has 7 exons. The coding region runs from base 47 to 3109 and encodes 1020 amino acids. The record is from RefSeq and is a predicted model, not a curated record. NCBI's taxonomy places the organism in Eukaryota, Viridiplantae, Streptophyta, Magnoliopsida, Fabales, Fabaceae.